UCAACCGUCCAGUUGUAUUGUUAAUUAAAUGGCUCCACAAUUGUGCCAAUUCAUAAUGGAAAAUGUGUUAGCAAAUAAACUCAUCUUAAACAGGCAUUAGCUCAAUACCUAAAUACUAUAUGUACAUACAUACAACAAAGCAAGUAAACGAUAUUUUUUGUUUUACAAAUCGACACGCAGCAUGUUCUUUAAGCGACGUCAUAAACCUGCAUUGCGUCCUUCGAAGGCAUAUUACCACUCCAGCGACCUACCAUCAUUGCCUCCAUCUACGCAGUCACACAAUGACCAAUUACCGUUUUUGUCGCGCGCGCGUUUCAGUGCUUUGCCACAUCUGCAAAUUAUCGGCGAAGAGAAGCAGAACUUAACACUGCUCAUUGCCGUCUUAUACAUCAUUGAUUUAUUUGGUGUUCUCCCGUUCAUAACACUGCCAUCGCUACUGGUGCAACUGGGUGUCCUCGGUAUACCUUUGGUUCUGUCCAUAAUUGUGCUACAAAUCUACACUUCGUUUUUACUUAGCCAAUGCUGGAUUAUGGCUGAGUCCUUCGAUCCGUCCAUAACGCAGAAAAGUAGAUAUCCCUAUGCAGCUAUUGCCGAUUUGGCAUAUGGGCGUUGCCUCAGCAUCUUCGUACGUAUUUUACUAGACAUCAGUAUAUUUGCCACAGCUAUACCAAGUUUGGUAUUAGCUGCGCAAAAUCUCGAGUUGGUUGGCGAACGUAUAACCGAUAAUGAAUUUUCAUUUUCUUUCUGCUACUGGGUCAUUAUAUUAGGAAUAUUUUGCUGUCCGCUUAUGUGGCUGCGCAGUCCCAAAUAUAUGCGGGGUUUGGCGAUUUUCUCACUUAUCGUACUCAUUGUGAUUGUAAUUCUUUUGUGGUUUUGCCUCUUUGCCUCAGCUCCGUUGGGCAAACCCUUCGAAGGUGUCAGCCUGGAAUUACCAUCGUUAUUGGCCCUUCUGAAUGGCUACAGCAUUUUGGCUUUCCAGUUCGACAUUCAUCCAAUGUUACUCACCUUGCAAAUCGAUAUGCAGCAAAAGUCUCAAGUUUACUGGGCCGCAUUUAGCGGCAUUACCGUAACAUGUGCCAUUGCGAUUUUCGGUUCCCUUAUUGCUAUCUACAAGUUUGGCGCAAUGAUUGCGGAUAAUCUGCUCGAAUCUCUACCGAAAAGUUUACCUUUAUAUUUUCUACUUAUACUUAUCGCGGUACAGUUGUGCUUCUCCAUCAUAGUGGGUAGUUCAGCGAUGUUUUUGCAGAUUGAAAAUUAUCUACAUAUCAGAGAAGCCUUCUCGUGGAAGCGCAUCGCCUUGCGCUCUUCCGUUGUGGGCCUCGAAGUGCUCAUAGCAGAGUUUGUGCCCAAUUUCGGUGUACUCAUGGACAUUGUUGGCGGCACAAUUGUCGCGCCGUUAGUAUUCAUUCUACCGCCACUACUGUAUAGGCGUAUUCGCCGAAUGGAAAGAGUUCAUCAACGUUUUGCCACGGAGUCUUCCUAUGGCAGUAUACCGCUCGAUUUGAAUUUCGAAUCCGUACAUACCGAUAUGGAACAGUUAUUGAUGUUGGAACAACAACAACAGCGCGGCGUAUCGCUGUCUUGGCGUUUGCGUUUGCGCAAAUCCUGGCUACAUACUUUGAAAUGUUGGUAUGGUUUGAAAUGCGAUUUCACCGCGUCUUUGUCGGUUAUGGUUUUUGGUGUUUUGGCUACGGUAAUUUCGACUUAUUUGAAUAUAUUUAGCUUAGCCGAUUUGUUUAGGUACGAGGCUACGUGCUUCUUCAAUAUGACAAAAGAUGUUGUAACUAAUCAAAAGUAUUAA
This is a messenger RNA of Rhagoletis zephyria (snowberry fruit fly), 1801 nucleotides long. RefSeq names its product solute carrier family member mahogany (gene mah). The record is from RefSeq and is a predicted model, not a curated record. Lineage: Eukaryota; Metazoa; Arthropoda; Insecta; Diptera; Tephritidae.